AUGGCGCAAACAGGUCCAAAUCUAACGACUGAAAGUGACUCGACUUUGCUGCGGCACAAACCAAAGUCCACGGACUCCCAAGGAAUUACCUCUCACCGAGCUGGAAUCGCAUGGAGCUGGUUCCUGGUCACCGUCCCCAUUUCCGCGCUGACUGCUGUCUUCCUGGCGCUGGUGUUCCAUUACCGACUCCACCAUGGAGACUCCCCGUUUCCAAAUCUCCGCUUACCCUCCGCAGAGGAUGAGAAGAAUGUGUUCUACGUUAAUCUGAGCUCGAGUGUCAUCCUCUUCAGUACGUCCUGGGCCAGCUCCGUGGCUCCCAUGUUGUCUAGUUUUGUGCUCGUCUUAGCUUCGUUUCCAAUCGCGCGUCGAUUAUCCCGUGAUAUCCAGCGGGGUCGUGCAGAUCGCUUGCCCACACCGUAUCAACUGUGUUUGACUUUGAAGUUCAUUGAUGGAAGUUUGCUUGGUGCAAUGUGGGAUUGGUUCUGUUAUUUUCUUCCAUGGAAUAAGGGAGGUGAACGGCAGACGCCGCCUCUCAGAGCAGCUUCGACGGUUGCUGUACUUGCAACCCUCCUAGGAUUACUUGUCACGGCCGCGGACACCUGGCUGCAUUUUGCAACGACCACCGUGCCCUUCACUCGAGUGUCUCCAAUCACCAAUCAUACAGAUUACAGCUUUGGCCUCUUGCCCCAGUGUCUCAAAGGUAACAACUCUGUGGCAGCACAGCGUGUCGACCCGAUGGGCCCCGUCUGUAGCGUCUCGUUAGCCGUCACAGGCUCCUUUCUUGCAGAUGCAACGACCUCCCUCCAGGUGAUGAACAACGUCUCCGACCAGGCUACGGUAUACACAUACGCCGACGAGCACAAAACGUCCUACACAUACCUCGGGGUCCCCGAAAGCGCAUCCCUACUCACCCGGGACUUCACAGCCAAGACCUACGGUGCGCGCACGCAGUGCGAGCUGAUCUCGACGAAAUGCGGCUUGCAAAAUGUAGCCUCAUCGGUCAAAUUCAACUGCUCCGCUGAGUUUGCGGGGUUUAUCAAGUCGCCCACUCUGCAGGCCGCGUUCUUCGAGGAUGAAACCAUGAGCAAAAAUCUCAGAGGCAAGGUGGUAUCCAACUAUGGCACCGGGAAUCCGUAUUACUUCGCCCUAGCGUCUAUGGUGAACCUAUCCGGAGGGAAGACGCCGAACUCCACCGAGUUUGUGCAAAGCCUCCAUGGCGUCCCGACAUAUGUUUUGGGCUGCAACACCACCAUCUACGAUAUCGAGUACGACCGCCUCAACAAUACCGUCACCCGUUUCCAGCCCACGGUUAGCAACACCUCCGUCAGCAACAUCUGGCAGACGAGCAUCUCGCAGACGCAAGAUUGGUUCCCCUUCUUCCAGCAGGCUGUUGGCACGGCGAUCUUCAGCGAUACGGCGCAGGAGUUCGCGGAAAAGGUUGCCCUGGCCCUUAGCAAAGCGACCAUUGCCCUUGGGGCGGAUGCACUAGGCGCACAGCCGGCGCUGGCCGCCCAGGAACGAGAGACCUUACUCGUGGCACGCAUUCCUGCGGCCCCGCUUGUCACUAUGGUUGUGGUCUGUUUGCUGUAUGUCGUGUGCGGCUUGCUUCUCACGGGGCUCGCGGCGUGGAGUGCCCGAAAUGGAGUCCCGGAUGUGCAGGCCCGGCUUUCCAUUGCUGGCUUGGUUGCGGACCGGUUCGAGGAACCUGGUUUGCGGAGCGAUACCGAUUCUGUUGAGAAGAUGUUCGCCGAGUACUCGGGGAAAGAGAGCAAAAGGAUAGCCAUCGAGUCGGUGGAUAGGGUUGGGGUUUACAGAUACACAACCUGGCAGAAGCCAGAGGGUUCUACAUCUGACUGGUGA
Molecule: messenger RNA, 1860 nt
Organism: Aspergillus lentulus
Lineage: Eukaryota; Fungi; Ascomycota; Eurotiomycetes; Eurotiales; Aspergillaceae
Source: RefSeq, a predicted model, not a curated record